UCCCCUGCAUUACUUGGAGGGAGCCUCCCGGGGCAACAAUGGAGCUCGCUCAGGGGCCCGCGGUGGCCGCCUGGGAAGUCGUGCACAUGCGCAUCACUUUUUCCCAUGAGCACCCGCGGGGAGGUGACACGUGGUGUUUCCUUCCCCAGAAAUUCUGAGGAGAUUGAAAAGGAAAAGCGAGACCCAGCUAAAAGGGCUGUGAGGAAAGAGGAAUUUCAGGGUGAAUGGAAUGCUACAGCGUCUGGAUUUAUUGCGACUGACCCCGAGGUCGCAGACACCUCCAAAAGUGCACAGGUGCCCCCUGUGCCUCUUCAUGGUUCCCUACAGAGGACCGGAGUAUAUCGCCCCCUGGGGAGGGAGCCGUCGGCAGCCCCACCCAUCUGGCCAGAGUGGGUUGGAAAAAGUUUUUGAGAAGAUUCUGUCUUUCUGAUGAAAUACAGCAUUAUAGAAUGGACGCCUGCGUGGCUCAGUGGUUGAGCAUCUGCCUUCAGCUCAGGGCAUGAUCCAGGA
This is a messenger RNA of Canis lupus familiaris (dog), 510 nucleotides long. Its product is annotated as 40S ribosomal protein SA-like. The transcript has 3 exons. Bases 106 to 411 code for a protein of 101 amino acids. Lineage: Eukaryota; Metazoa; Chordata; Mammalia; Carnivora; Canidae. The record is from RefSeq and is a predicted model, not a curated record.